Molecule: messenger RNA, 1573 nt
Organism: Hyla sarda
Lineage: Eukaryota; Metazoa; Chordata; Amphibia; Anura; Hylidae
Gene: TMEM45B
Product: transmembrane protein 45B
Exons: 7
Coding region: 364-1206 (280 amino acids)
Source: RefSeq, a predicted model, not a curated record
AUUCAUAUAUAUGUAUAGUACUUCCAGGACCUUAGGUCACAUGACUAAUAAGUCUAUGGUUAGGUUAAGCUUCAGGACCUUCCAGGUCACGUGAGUGGGUCACAUGAUGUACCACAACGCUUUGUGAAGGAACUGACAGUUGGUGGAACCAAUAAGCUGUGAGCCUGCCCCCUUGCCAUAUAAGGACGCUGGAUCCAAUGAUCUCUCUCUUGCUCCUGAUCAUCUCUAGAGAAAGCAUCACUCUGUACAACUCUGCAAGAGGACUUUGGCCUGAAGCCUGCUAACUUCUGCCGAAUAUAAAACCGUUCUUGUUGCGACGCAUGUCAGUGCAUUUUACUGUCACAAGAUUCUCCGGGGAAAUAAAUGGCGAACUUCAAAGGUCAUGCGCUGCCGGGCAGCUUCUUCCUGCUUUUCGGCCUCUGGUGGUCAGUAAAAUAUCCACUCAAAUACUUCAAUGGGAGAACCAAGGGAAGAUGUCGCAACAACAAGUGUUACCAGCGCCUGGAGCUCAUUGAGGGGAUACUGAAGGCCGUGUUUGCCCUUGUAGGUAUGCUAGCUGAGCAGUUCGUCCCGGACGGCCCUCACAUGCACCUGGUCAGUGAGGACCACGGCUGGGUGAAACUGAUGAACUGGCAGCACACCACAAUGUACCUGUUCUAUGGCCUCUCUGGAGUGGUUGAUAUUCUGACAUACCUCCCCCUGAAUGUUCCUAAGGGACUGGACCGGUUGUCCUUGGCCUUAGCAGUUUUUAUUGAAGGUCUCCUCUUCUACUAUCACGUCCACAAUCGUCCACCACUGGACCAGCACAUUCACUCGCUACUUAUUGUCGCCGUGUUUGGAGGAUCCAUCAGUAUUAUGAUAGAAGUGUUUCUGAGGGACAACAUUGUUCUGGAAAUGUUUCGCUCCAGUCUGUCAAUCCUUCAGGGGUCCUGGUUCUGGCAGAUCGGAUUUGUGUUGUAUCCCCUUGGAGGAGCACCAGAGUGGGACCAGAAGAGUCAUGAGAAUAUCAUGUUCAUUACCAUGUGCUUCUGCUGGCACUAUGCUGUGUCGCUGAUGAUCAUAUCUAUGAACUACACAUUAGUAUAUUGGUGUGUGCGAAGGAACAAGGUUCUGUCAGGAGACGUCACUAUUGGGAUCAGAAAGCUGAAUCCUAAUAAGGAGGGUGAGGUGCAGGCGGCGCUGCUCACGGCCUCCGAUGAAGAGUAAUUAUUAUUAGAGAAGGGAUGACGACCACUAUUCCUCCUCGUGCUGCUGCCGCUUGUUGAACCCUCAGCUUGUCUCUAAAAUACAGAGUGACGCUACGAAGACGACCUGGUCUCUGUGUAUUAUGAAAUUAGUCGGGUGGUGACUAGAAUGAAGGAGCUCUUGAUGUGGACACUUUAAGUACAGACAAUGCACUGAUCCUGGAGUGAAAUCAUUGUACAUUGUAAUUUAUUGAACAGACUCCCAUCUAUAUUGUAAGUCUCAUAAGGACCCAAAUCCAGAGCGAUGUCGUUCGUGUCCCUUCUGCACCUGGGGACUGAAAAUGUGAUUGUGUGUGGACAUUUUUGUAACUUUUGAAGUAAAUAAACCA